Suillus paluster is the source of this 888-nucleotide messenger RNA. RefSeq lists its product as uncharacterized. The transcript is spliced from 2 exons. NCBI's taxonomy places the organism in Eukaryota, Fungi, Basidiomycota, Agaricomycetes, Boletales, Suillaceae. Bases 1 to 888 code for a protein of 295 amino acids. The record is from RefSeq and is a predicted model, not a curated record.
AUGUCCAAAUCUGUCUGGCUGACAGCAAAGAUCCAGCUGUGUUGGUGGCACCUGCGGAAAGCCAUUAGAGAACGGUUAGCAAAAUCAAAACUGUCAACAACUCCAUACAGGCCUGCUCGCGCGAAUCAGGAGUUUCCCUUCAUCAAUAUCGCAUUUAGGCCGGCAGGUACCCCAGACACCAGAGAGUUUGAGGGUGGUGUCCUUCUCGAACCUGAUAAAGUCCCCACAGAUGACAAGACUGUGCCGUCACUGUCAAUUCACAUCCCCAACCCUUCCCAGCUCUGUCCCAGUAGAAUCGCCAAGUUCAGCAAUGUUGAUUCAGCAGAUGAUGGUGUCAAUACCAUUAAAAACACACUAACAAUCAAAAUCAAGAUACCGAAGAAAGGACCCGACGAACAAUUAGAGUCUGUUCAUUCACGAGUAUUUUGUCCCCCUCACCUCUGUGAAUCAGUAAUUGGACUGAUCGAGCAUCAUUUUUGUGCCCAUCCAUUGAUACCAGGCUACUCAUAUCCAAGUGCUGUGGGCAUCUGUCAGUGGGCAGUAAAGCAGAUGUAUACAUUUUGCAAAGAAAGUGACCUUUGUGAGGUUUGGGCUUACCUUUGGGAGAACUGGUAUCGACGUGGCCGGUGGGAACUUUGGGCACGAGCCAUUGCACCAAUGGAGAUACCAAGACUAAAAACAACCAUGGUACUGGAAAGCCACUGGCGUCGAAUCAAGGUUGAUUAUUUGUACCAUUUUUCGAAGCCCCGUAUCGACCUUCUGGCAUGGAUUUUGGUCACCAAACUCGCACCAUCAUACAACAAAAAACUGGACCACUUACUCCAUGAUACUGGCCAUUUUCGGGAAUUGUCAUCAUGGCGCAAGUCAUUUAAAAGUGAAUGGCGAUGA